Molecule: messenger RNA, 2661 nt
Organism: Monomorium pharaonis (pharaoh ant)
Lineage: Eukaryota; Metazoa; Arthropoda; Insecta; Hymenoptera; Formicidae
Gene: Alg9
Product: alpha-1,2-mannosyltransferase ALG9
Exons: 12
Coding region: 610-2418 (602 amino acids)
Biological process (GO): protein N-linked glycosylation
Cellular component (GO): endoplasmic reticulum membrane
Molecular function (GO): alpha-1,2-mannosyltransferase activity
Source: RefSeq, a predicted model, not a curated record
GAAGCAGUUUCUGUUCUUUAUUGCAGGCAUUCGCGCUAUUAUAAGCAAAAAAUAGCUCAAAUAUGUAUAUUUAUCACAAGCAAUAAAAGUUUGCUUUUUGAAACUUUGUAUGACUCAUCUUUCCUUUUUUCUCUCGCCGUAACAAAUCUUUAUUUUAAAUAUAGAAAAUAUAAUUGAGAGACAUGUAGACUUUAUGAUACUAUACUUCAGAAUUAAAUUUUCUGUAUUUUCCGCCUUUUCUCCUUGCUUUUCAAUACUCGAUCGCACAUAUUUCUACGACCUAAGUGCAGAAAGUGUAACCAUAAUAGUACAUCGUUGAGGUUAGCAUAACCUCAAUCUCACUAUAACCUAAAAGUUACGUGAUGAAAAGAACAGACCACAAUAGAGGUCCUCCAUGAUCUCCUUGAUCAUUUACCGGCCGUUUCCUGUCACAUUAAAAGACACUCGUGAAUAGUGUGCAUACGUGUGCACAUACGUUUGUUUUUCGUUUCUCUUACAGGGAUGUUGUACAUAUGAGUGAGAUCUUCGAUUAUUGACUUUCGACAUUGAUAAGUAACAUAUAAAUAGCAAUGUGAUUCGAAUGGCUAAUAAAUAAAUCGUGAGAGAAUCAUGGCUCCUAAUCAACGUCAACGACAGCUCGUUUUGUCGAAGAAAGAAUUGAAAAAGAUCAAUAGAAGAAGAUUCUCAAAACCAGACGAGUCUUCCGAUGUCGGACUUGUUUAUCCUAGCUAUGACAUAGCUUUUAAACUUGUUUUAUCAGCAAGAUUUUGCUCUGCUGUAUGGUGUCACAUAACAGACUGUGAUGAAACAUAUAAUUACUGGGAACCAAGUCAUUACUUGCUCUAUGGAACAGGCCAGCAAACGUGGGAGUAUAGUCCUGAAUAUGCCUUACGCUCAUAUAUGUACUUAUUAAUUCACAUGGUACCAGCAAAAGUUUUUCAUUAUUUAUUGGAUCCAAAUCCUGCACUAGUUUUCUACUUUACACGAUGCUUUCUGUGUAUAGGUUGUACAUUGUCUGAAAUAUACUUUUACAAGAAUGUUUGUCGUGAAUUUGGAAUCCACAUAGCAAGACUCACAUUGGCAUUUCUCAUUUUUAGCUCAGGAAUGUAUAUUUCAAGUGCUGCAUUUUUACCAUCAUCUUUUUCAAUGUAUCUAAGUACUGUUGCCACAGCAGCUUGGUACGCCCGCCAGUAUGAAUUAGCUGUCUUUGCCACUGCUAUCUCUUCGUUACUUGGAUGGCCAUUCGCUGCUUUACUUGGACUUCCUAUCGCCGUUGAAAUGUUAACACAUAAACGAUGCUGGGUCACAUUCAUAAAGUGGGUUGUAAUAUCUGUCGUUGUAAUUGGGAUACCAAUGGUGUGGGUGGAUUCCUUAUAUUUCGGUAAACUUGUUAUCGCACCAUUGAAUAUCAUAUUCUAUAAUGUCUUCACUAACCAUGGACCUAAUCUUUAUGGCACUGAACCGUUCAGUUAUUACAUUAUUAAUGGAUUCUUGAAUUUUAAUUUUGUCUUUAUUGGUGCAUUGCUUGCACCCUUGGGUUUAUUUUUAGUAUGGCUGAUUGUGCCGACACGUCCAAGAGAUCGUUCAUGUCUUUCUUAUUGGUAUUCUUUGGCUCCCUUAUACUUAUGGUUUCUUGUAUUCUUUCUUCAGCCGCACAAAGAGGAACGAUUCUUGUUUCCAGUGUAUCCUAUGAUUUGUUUGGCAGGCGCUAUAACAGUGGAUAUAGUACAGAAGUUGUACUUCUAUUUUAGGACAAAACUCAAUCCAUCGCAUAUCAGUUGCCACUAUUUACAAUAUACUGUACAUAUCACUUUUCUCGCGAUAUUAACAUGUGGUCUCUUGGGACUGUCAAGAUCAUUGGCGAUAUAUAAAGGAUAUUAUGCUCCUAUGGAAAUUAUGACUGAAGUUCAUAAACUGGGAACCGAAGGCGAAAUGCCCAGCGACGUUAAUAUAAACUUUUGUAUUGGAAAAGAGUGGCAUCGUUUUCCUAGCAGUUUUUUCUUUCCCUCUAAUAAUUGGAAGUUACAAUACUUAAAAUCUGAAUUUAAAGGGCAGUUACCUCAACCUUUCUUAGAUCAUGAAAACGCAACGAGUAUAAUCCAAGAACAUUUCAACGAUAUGAAUAAAGAAGAACCGUCACGCUAUUUUAAUUUAGAUAAAUGCCACUUUUUGUUAGAUCUGGAUGCAGGGACUGAAACAGUCUUAGAACCGAAUUAUUCUCGAUUAAGCCAUCAUUUCACUAUUGUGAAAUCUUCUAGAUUCUUAGAUGCAUCAAAAUCGCAUCCAUUCUUUAGAGCUUUUUACAUUCCAUUUAUAUCUCAUAAGUUUUGUACAGAUGGUUCGUAUAAUUUAUUACAAAGUAAUAAGUUUAAAUCUAUGCUUCUCUCAUUGAAGCAAAGGAAUUCUAAGCUUUCUUAAGCAAAGGAUAGAAUUUCGUAUUCAAUCAGAUAAUAAAAUUAAUUUUAGAAAAAUUAAAUUUAUUAUUUUAUUGUGUGCGCGUGCGUGCGUGCGUGCGUGCGUGCGUGUAAUUUGCUGUGUAUGUGUGUACACAUAUAUGCAUUUUUAAUAAUGCAUAUGUAUUCUGAUUUGUAUAGUAUAUAUUGUCCGUUAUUGUAAUAUAGAAAUGUAUAUAUUUCAAUAAAAUGUUAAUAUUGUAAUUUA